Messenger RNA from Nothoprocta perdicaria, 2688 nucleotides. RefSeq names its product zinc finger B-box domain containing (gene ZBBX). The coding region runs from base 412 to 2541 and encodes 709 amino acids. The transcript is spliced from 19 exons. Gene Ontology annotation, biological process: cilium movement. Gene Ontology annotation, cellular component: motile cilium. The record is from RefSeq and is a predicted model, not a curated record. Lineage: Eukaryota; Metazoa; Chordata; Aves; Tinamiformes; Tinamidae.
GCUAGGGACUCAGUCUAGCAUAAAAUCUGCAUUUAUGAUUAUGAGGAUUCGAUGCAGCUUAAUACCUAUGCUGUCGUUUCCCAUGGGAUUUUACAGAUUUACUGAUGAGAGGAAGCUGUAGAAACUUAGUCUGCUUUAGUUAAAUUACUGUAAACUGGAAGUAACCUACAAUUGAUUCUAGUAUUUGACUCCUAAUAAAUAUGGUCAUUUGUUUUCUCGGGGCAAUUCACUUUUAACCACCUGUUACCUAUUUAAAUAAUGCUGUUUCUCACCAUGUACUAAGCAGUCUGAUGGAGGCUUGCAGUUGUCUCUUUUAAAACUUGCUUCCUAAACCACAUUAAGAAAUAUAUUUGUGUGUCCAUCACUGCUUUUAUCUACGGCUACAAUAGAGAAGAGAUUACUCUAGGAAUCAUGAACAUCAAGGACUUUGUAGUACUCCCAGGUUCAAAAGCUGGAACUUCAGUGAGAUUAAAAGCAAAGAAUGUCAGAGAAUUGCAGUUGGAAAAAGUACAGUUAGAACAGGAAAACAAGGAGAUGGAAAAGAAAUUACGGCAACUGCAAUCAAACAUGAAUAGGGAAAAAGAAGAGAGAAAGAAAUCAAGAGCUUUUCACUGGAGAAAUGGACAGGCAGGACCAAUGACCAUCCGCGCUCGUGUUUUGACUCAAAACCAAGGAAAUAGUAGUAAGGUAUCUUCAGGAAAAGUGAAACUGAAAAUCCUCAAAGAACAGAUUCAAGAGCCAAUGCAACAAUCGUUUAAGGGUGAAGUGACGAAGGUUGUAGCUUCUAAAACCCCUGAAGUGAAGGGAACACCAGAUGGGCAGUGUGAAACAAACAGUGUAUUGCUGCCUUCAGAAUCAGUACGGGCAGGCCUUGAAAAAUGGGAGACUGGAUUAUUACUGCGUGGUACAUUUAAUGAGGAAGAAUCUACACGAUCUUUUCAGGAAGCUUUGCUGCAGUGGAGAAGUAGAUACUGUGAUCAGAGGGCUGCACUAAAUUCCAGUGAGGUGCUGCCAGAAUCUGUUGGAGUCUGUGAAGUACAGACCCACCUUACYCUGAUGAAGGAACCUAUCCAAGUUGAGUUCAGUGCAGACAGUCUGAGCUACAUGGAAAAACUCUUGCUUAAGAAGCACAGAAGAACUUCUGUUAAUCAAGUUUCUAGUAAUCAGGUUAAUGAUUUAAGGCCUGUGCAAGCAGUUAAUGAACAUCAGGCUGCUGUGAUUGGAGAAGAAGGUGGAAAAGGAGRUGAUGAUGAUGGUGAUGAGGAUGACUAUUCAACAGUUGAAGAUAUGAAGAGAUAUUGGGCAGCUCUUUUCAGAGAGAAAGAACCCGACAUUGUUUCUGAGAGAGCAGAAUCCUCUCUGAAAAUUGAGAUCCUUGAUGAUUCUUAUGACAAGGACUUGGACCAAUCAUCUAACUUUUUGGUGAAGGAAGCUGGGGCUAUGGGAAUGAAUAAGCAAAGAAAAACUGAACCACUCAAGCAGUCUGGAAGUGGUGCAGCAACUUCAGGGCAGAGGAGCACAGUAACAGACCUUUCGCCAGCAGAAAUUGYAGGUGUAACAAGAAAGUCAUUUGGUCAUUUAAAUUCUACAGCUGACACUCCAUGUCUUUUGCCUCCUCUUGAUAGAGAUCCUAUUCUUCCCAAAGAAAUUCCUCAAGGAAAAAGUAUUUUCUGCAGUUGUCUUGAAAGAAAUGUAGUGKCCAAGGAGAGAAUUGAAAUAAAGACUGUGGGAAGAAUGCUUAGCUGUAAGCUACCCGAGAAGAUCUCUAACUCUACUAAACCAUUGUUACAGGAAGUAGCCCAAAGAGAGAAAUGUGUUUCUACGUGGAAUUGGGGACUUGAAGGUUUCUUUGUUUUAGGUGUAAACCCGAAACAAGGAACGCUCAAAGCAUCAUCUUCACGUUGUGCUGACUCAAAUGCUGCAAAACAUAAUAUUUCAUUUUCAGGAGAUGGAAAGUGGACUAUUGACAGAGGCUUAAGUGAAUAUGCUGAUGACUCURUAGUUCAAGAUGUUUUAGAAAAUCAGUUGAACAGAUCUUUAUAUCUGGAAAGACAAAGCUCUGCAAAUARAAUGUCUCCCCUGAUGGUAGCAUACCCAGGGGUUGUGACCUUUUGUGUUGUAUCAGGGAAUGAUUCUAGAAGACCAUGGUCAACRAACACGCUGUACUAUAAAUUGGCUGGAAACUGCCCAACAAGCCCUCGACCAAGACCAAGGAGUUCACCUGGGCAUCCAGUGAGAGGUGUUAAUGCAACAUCAAGAGACAAGUGCCUCGGAGAUGGACAUGAGGAGGAUGUUUUGGGAGAUAGUGCUGACCAAGAAGCCUUACUCACUUUGGAAAGAGAAUUACAAAGUUACAUAAGAAAUACUCAAGAGAAAACUUGCAGCUUAACCUCUAAAGACUUUCAGAGUACAAAUUUUCCCGGAAAAAUAGAACCAAAAGACCACAGCAGAGUUGAUGCUUUAAGGGACUGGGAUGAAGGCCAAAUGGAUGAUGAGGAAGAGAUUCUGAAGGAUAAACAACAGGUUCUUGCAUUGCAGUGAACAUCAAAGGAUUUAGCACAAUUGUUCUCUACAUAACAUMCAAAAAUAAGAAGCAAACGGAGAGGUGUUUUGAGCACUGCUGAUGUCAUUUAUAUGGGUUAUAUUUAUAUUAUAUUGUAAGCUUGUGAAUAAAAAUGUGCAAUCACU